This is a messenger RNA of Dermochelys coriacea (leatherback sea turtle), 1026 nucleotides long. RefSeq names its product folliculogenesis specific bHLH transcription factor (gene FIGLA). NCBI's taxonomy places the organism in Eukaryota, Metazoa, Chordata, Testudines, Dermochelyidae. The coding region runs from base 120 to 764 and encodes 214 amino acids. Gene Ontology annotation, biological process: regulation of transcription by RNA polymerase II; developmental process. Gene Ontology annotation, molecular function: RNA polymerase II transcription regulatory region sequence-specific DNA binding; DNA-binding transcription factor activity, RNA polymerase II-specific; protein dimerization activity. The record is from RefSeq and is a predicted model, not a curated record. The transcript is spliced from 6 exons.
CUCCUUAGGGACGCAGCGUGCGAGCUGCUUAGCGCGGGCUGCGGGCCAGCGACUUACCCCCGGGGGCUCCAGCGCAGCGUCUCCAGGGGGGAGCGAGACACCUUCCCCAGCUGAGCCAGAUGGCGGAGCAAACGUGCGAGGAAGAGGAGCUGCAGCAGCACCGGGUGCCUCUGUUGGUGACCCCUGUGCCUGAGGUGCUGGGAGAUGUCCUGAGCGAGCAGUUUGGCCCCCUCCCUUUCAUGGCAGCCAUCACCAGGAUGAAGAGGCAGCCCUCUGGGUACUACCUCUCCACCGAGAACCUGGAGGAGGUCUUGGAGAGGAGACAGGCAGCUAAUGCCAAGGAGAGAGAGAGGAUAAAAAACUUGAACAGUGGCUUUUCGAAGUUGAAGACCAUCGUGCCUUUGAUACCUAAAGACCGGAAGCCUAGUAAGGUUGACACGCUUAAAGCAGCCACUGAAUAUAUACGCCUGCUCCACUUGAUUUUGGAAGAAACUGGAGGCUUUGAGAAAUUGGAAGACCCUGUUGAUCAGGAGUUAGCCAGCAGCGUUUCCAUGCCAGUCUCCUUAGAGGAAGGUUUUGGGGGAAAUGCCCUGCCACAGAGCGCCAGCUGUUUUAUCAGGACUGAAAACGACAUGAGCGUACCAUGGACAAGCAAUGCAGCGGAGAGCCCUGUGUACGUGUGGGGCCGGAGCAUCCUUCCUUCUUACUUGGGGAUUGUACAAAUCCAGAAAAAUGGAAGGCUGGUGUAUCAAACAAAUCACUAAAAAGGCCAGCUUUCCUGACUAGGCUGAAGUAACUUCACUUCUUAAAUCUGCUCCAAGUUAUGGUCUCUUAACCACACUGUCUUUCAGGUGUCAAACACUAUGGAUUCGUGGAUGAUCUUCUUUUCAAGUGAGAUUUAAUGAAAACUUGAUUUUCCCGGGAUGGGUUUUUUUUUGCUUUACGAAAAUUUUAUUUAAAAAAAUAAUCAAUAAACUACCAGAAGCUGAGUAUUCUCUCCAGCUUGUGGGUUUUUUCACUCUUGAA